AUGGCGUUACAGAAGGAGGACAAGAACAAAGAAGAAGAUAAAAAGACAAAGAAGCAGUGGCAGAAGAGUUACUUCGACGUUUUGGGAAUCUGCUGUACAUCGGAGGUUCCUCUGAUCGAGAAUAUUCUCAAGUCUCUUGACGGCGUUAAGGAAUAUUCCGUCAUCGUUCCGUCGAGAACCGUGAUCGUUGUCCAUGACAGUCUCCUCAUCUCUCCGUUCCAAAUUGCCAAGGCAUUGAACCAAGCGCGUUUAGAAGCAAACGUGAGAGUAAACGGAGAAACCAACUUCAAGAAUAAAUGGCCAAGCCCUUUCGCGGUGGUUUCCGGCAUACUCCUCCUCCUCUCCUUCCUAAAAUAUGUAUACCCGCCUCUUGGUUGGCUCGCUGUCGUGGCAGUUGCUGCUGGUAUUUAUCCGAUUCUUGCAAAAGCCGUCGCUUCUGUCAGAAGGCUUAGGGUCGACGUCAACAUCCUAGUCAUUAUAACAGUGGCUGCAACACUUGCAAUGCAAGAUUACAUGGAGGCAGCAGCAGUUAUCUUCUUAUUCACCAUAGCUGAAUGGCUUGAAACAAGAGCUAGCUACAAUGCCAGCUCGGUGAUGCAGUCUCUGAUGAGCUUAGCUCCACAAAAGGCAAUCAUAGCAGAGACUGGAGAAGAAGUUGAAGUAGAUGAGGUUAAGCUCAACACAAUCGUAGCAGUUAAAGCCGGUGAAACCAUACCUAUUGAUGGGAUUGUGGUUGAUGGAAACUGUGAAGCAGACGAGAAAACCUUAACCGGUGAAGCAUUUCCUGUGCCUAAACAGAGAGAUUCUUCGGUUUGGGCUGGAACUAUGAAUCUCAAUGGUUAUAUAAGUGUGAAAACAACUGCUUUAGCCAGUGAUUGUGUGGUUGCAAAGAUGGCUAAGCUCGUAGAAGAAGCUCAGAGCAGUAAAACCAAAUCUCAAAGACUAAUAGACAAAUGUUGUCAGUACUAUACUCCAGUAAUCAUCAUAGUAUCAGCUUGCUUUGCGAUAGUCCCGGCUAUAAUGAAAGUUCACAACCUCCACCAUUGGUUUCACUUAGCACUGGUUGUGUUAGUCAGUGCUUGUCCCUGUGGUCUUAUCCUCUCUACACCAGUAGCUACUUUCUGUGCACUUACUAAAGCAGCAACUUCAGGGCUUCUGAUCAAGAGCGCUGAUUAUCUUGACACUCUUUCAAAGAUCAAGAUCGCUGCUUUCGACAAAACCGGAACUAUCACUAGAGGAGAGUUCAUUGUCGUAGAAUUCAAGUCACUCUCUAGAGACAUAAGCCUACGCAGCUUGCUUUACUGGGUGUCAAGUCUUGAAAGCAAAUCAAGUCAUCCAAUGGCAGCAACGAUUGUGGACUAUGCUAAAUCUGUUUCUGUUGAGCCUAGGAGUGAUGAGGUUGAGGAUUAUCAGAACUUUCCAGGUGAAGGAAUCUAUGGGAAGAUUGAUGGGAACAAUGUUUACAUAGGGAACAAAAGGAUUGCUUCACGAGCUGGUUGUUCAACAGUUCCAGAGAUUGAGCUUGAUACCAAAGGAGGAAAGACUGUUGGAUACGUCUAUGUAGGUGAAAGAUUAGCUGGAGUUUUCAAUCUUUCUGAUGCUUGUAGAUCAGGCGUAGCUCAAGCAAUGAAGGAACUCAAAGAUCUUGGAAUCAAAACCGCAAUGCUAACAGGAGAUAAUCAAGAUUCAGCAAUGCAUGCUCAAGAACAGUUAGGGAAUGCUUUGGAUGUUGUUCAUGGAGAACUUCUUCCAGAAGACAAAUCCAAAAUCAUACAAGAGUUUAAGAAAGAAGGACCAACUUGUAUGGUGGGAGAUGGUGUGAAUGAUGCACCAGCUUUAGCUACUGCUGAUAUUGGUAUCUCCAUGGGGAUUUCUGGCUCUGCGCUCGCGACGCAGACUGGUCAUAUCAUUCUCAUGUCCAAUGAUAUAAGAAGGAUACCACAAGCGAUAAAGCUAGCAAGAAGAGCUCGGCGGAAAGUUAUUCAAAACGUGAUUAUCUCCAUCACUUUGAAAGUAGCGAUACUGGCUUUAGCAUUUGCUGGUCAUCCUUUGAUUUGGGCUGCGGUGCUUGCUGAUGUAGGGACUUGUCUGAUUGUGAUUCUAAACAGUAUGUUGUUGCUGCGAGAGAAGGAUAAAGCCAAGAACAAGAAGUGUUACAGGGCUUCUACAUCAUUGUUGAGUGGUAAGAAACUUGAAGGCGAUGAUGACCAAGGCCUUGACUUAGAAGCAGGGUUGUUAUCAAAGAGUCAAUGCAACUCAGGAUGUUGUGGUGAUAAGAAAAGCCAAGAGAAGGUGAUGAUGAGACCAGUUAGUAAAACAAGUUCUGGCCAUCUUCACUCUGGUUGUUGUGGAGAUAAGAAGCAAGACAGUGUGAAAGAUAGCUGUUGCGGUGAGAAAAGUAAGAAACCGGAGGGAGCUAUGGCUCCAUUGAGCUCAUGCAAGAAGUCUUCUCAUGCCAACCACGACCUGAAACUGAAAGGUGGUUCAAGUUGUUGUGCUAGUAAAAAGGAGAAGCUGAAGGAAGUAGUAGUAGCAAAGAGCUGUUGUGAAGAGAAGGAGAAAGCAAAGGGAAAUGUUGAGGUGCAGAUUCUUGAUUUGGAGAAAGGUUUGCAUAAAAAGGUUGGUGAAACCUGCAAAUCAAGCUGUUGUGGAGAUAAAGAGAAGGCUAAGGAAACACGUUUGUUGCUUGCUAGUGAAGAUCCAUCUUAUCUGGAGAAGGAAGAAAGGCAAAUUACUGAAGCUAACAUUGUGACGGUGAAACAUAGCUGCCAUGAGAAGGCAAGUCUGGACAUUGAAACUGGAGUUACUUGUGAUCUCAAGUUGGUCUGCUGUGGAAACAUAGAAGUGGGAGAGCAAUAUGAUCUUGAGAAAGGCAUGGCGUUAAAGAGUGAAGGACAAUGGAAGUCUGAUUGCUGCGGUGAUGAAAAGAAAACCGGAGAGAUAACUCUAGCUUCUGAGGAAGACAGUGUGGAUUGCUCCUCCGGAUGCUGCGGAAACAAGGAGGAAGUGAAACAGAGCUGUCAUGAGAAGACAUGUCUGGACACUGAAACUGGUGUAAGUUGUGAUUUAAAGUUGGUUUGUUGUGGAAGCAUAGAAGGAGAAGUGAGAGCGCAAUCUGGUUGCUGCGGAGAUAAAAAGCAAACCGGAGAAAUAACUCUGGCUUCUGAGGAAGAGACUGAUAGUUCGGAUUGUUCCUCAGGAUGCUGCGGAAACGAGGAGGAAGUGACAAAAAUCUGUCAUGAGAAGACAUGUCUGGACAUUUCAAGUUGUGAUUCCAAGUUGGUUUGCUGUGGAGAAACAGAAGUGGAAGUGGGAGAGCAAAUGAUGAAUGAAGGACAAUGCAAGUCUGUUUGUUGCGGUGAUGAAAAGAAAACAGAGGAUAUAACUCUGGUUUCUGAGGAAGGGACGGACAAUCUGAAAACUGAAAGUGGUGAUGAUUGCAAAUCUCUUUGUUGUGGAACUAGUCUGAAGCAAGAAGGGUCUUCUAGUUUGGUCAAUGUGGUGGUGGAGAGUGGUGAAUCCGGGUCAAGCUGUUGCAGCAAGGAGGGAGAGAUAGUGAAAGUAUCUAGCCAAAGCCGUUGCACAAGUCCUAGUGAUGUGGUGUUAUCUGACUUGCAAGUCAAGAAACUAGAGAUUUGUUGCAAAGUGAAGAAGACUCCAGAAGAGGUUUGUGGACCUAAAUGUAAGGUAACAGAGAAGCGUCACCACAUUGGUAAAAGCUGUUGCAGGAGUUAUGCAAAAGAGUAUUGUAGCCACAUGCAUCAUCACCACCACCACCAUCAUCACCACCAUGUUGGGGCUGCUUGA
Molecule: messenger RNA, 3807 nt
Organism: Microthlaspi erraticum
Lineage: Eukaryota; Viridiplantae; Streptophyta; Magnoliopsida; Brassicales; Brassicaceae
Source: the annotation of a GenBank genome assembly